UUCCGUAUUCAAAAUUCAGAAUCAUUCACGCCGGGAACCCGUUGGAGCCGGACGCCGGAUGCCGGAGAGGUAGAAGUCAGAACCCAGAAGAUAAAAAAUAAGAAUGUGGAAGCAACCAAGUAGUGAGUAGCCUUACCAAAUCACAAGUUGAGAAAACAAAACCCUAUUACCAUUCCCUUACUCAUCUUGUUGUUGCUGUCUUUUGCGGAAACCCUUGUUGAUACAUCUUCAUCAUGAAAAGGGGGAUGGGAGAUCGAUUGAUCGUUGGAAGGGGAGACCUUUGAUCUAUCUUUCUGAUAGAGUGUUUGGAUGGACUUGGAUUUAAAAAGCACUAACCAUACCCUAAAUUUUGAGGUAGGGUUGGGUUGACACUUCAAGUUGCACCCCAACCAGAAGCUAACCCCAAUAUAGGGCUUGGUGUAUGUAUAUGCUCUCAUGAUAUGAUUCUGUGGAGACAUCUGGAAGAUAACCGGAGCAGAAUACAGAGAGAAAUGACCUCUGAGAGGGACAUCUUCAGCCUUUCAGGACCUUUACACCUCACAAGUGUUGAUUGGACUAAUGAACAUCACCGUAGAUCUGUUGCUGCCAGCUUGGUGCAAGGUGUCUAUGUUUUAGAGCGGGAUCGCCAGCUGAAUCGUAAAGGGCCUGAAUCUCUUGCUCCUCCGUGGUGGGAGUUCUUCCAUUUUCAGUUGUUACGUCAGCUCGUGGAUAAUGUUGAUUCCUCCAUCUUUGGUGCCAUUUAUGAAUUCAAACCCCUACCUUCCAAUUGUCACUACUCAAUCCAGGGGGCCCCAAGAUACGUGAUUGCCUUCAGAGGCACAAUCACCAAGGGAGAGUCCUUCACACAGGAUCUCAAAUUGGAUCUCCUUUUCAUCCAAAAUGGACUUCAUGGAACCCCACGCUUUGAAAUUGCAAUGCAAGCUGUCCGGAACAUGGUCGCUGCAGCUGGAGCUUUGAAUAUUUGGUUAGCUGGUCAUUCUUUGGGCUCUGCAAUCGCAAUGCUCGCUGGCAAGACCAUGGCGAAGACAGGUGUUUUUCUCCAAGCUUUUCUCUUUAAUCCCCCAUUUGUUUCUGCUCCAAUUGAGAGGAUCAAGGAUAAGAAAGUAAAACAUGGGAUCCGAAUGGCAAACAGUUUCAUCACGGCAGGACUCACUUUUGCCAUAAAGGGUCACCACCAGUGUUCGGCAUCAGAGGAUCCAUUUGUGAUCUUAUCUGCAUGGGUCCCAUGUUUGUUUGUCAAUCCGGCAGAUCAUAUAUGCUCGGAGUAUGUUGGUUAUUUUGAGCACAGAAAAAAGAUGGAGGAGAUUGGAGCCGGGGGAAUUGAGAAAUUGGCAACCCGGAAUUCCAUUGGGGGUCUUUUAUUGGGCAAGAAAGAAUCAGAGCCUCUGCACCUCCUCCCGUCCGCAAACCUUACAGUUAACUUGAGCCCGUCACCAGAUUUUAAACGAGCUCAUGGGAUUCACCAGUGGUGGAUUCCAGACCUGCUUUUGCAGUGUAAGCUAUACCAAUACAGGUGACUGUUUCGUGCUUUGUUACUUUUUUUAUUUUUUGUGGGUAGGUGUUUUGUUUUGGGGGGGUUGAAGGUCAAUAUUUCCCCUGCCUACUGAAAUUUAUUGUGGCUCAAGUUGAACUGAAUAUUGUGGCUUAAGUUGAAUAUCUGAGAACAAUCUAAUUAGCUAAAUUAAGGCACAAAUUAGAACAUUA
Macadamia integrifolia is the source of this 1704-nucleotide messenger RNA. RefSeq names its product GDSL esterase/lipase At4g10955-like. Lineage: Eukaryota; Viridiplantae; Streptophyta; Magnoliopsida; Proteales; Proteaceae. Gene Ontology annotation, biological process: lipid metabolic process. The transcript is spliced from 5 exons. The record is from RefSeq and is a predicted model, not a curated record. Bases 441 to 1517 code for a protein of 358 amino acids.